Molecule: messenger RNA, 1250 nt
Organism: Dalotia coriaria
Lineage: Eukaryota; Metazoa; Arthropoda; Insecta; Coleoptera; Staphylinidae
Exons: 5
Coding region: 1-1170 (389 amino acids)
Source: RefSeq, a predicted model, not a curated record
AUGAUUUUAUUAAUCACAAUCACAUGUGUUAUCCUCAAAGUUUCUGGGGAACCUUCUGAAUCUGUAGUUAAUUUACCCGUGGGACCAGUAAAAGGUUUAAAGGUAGCUUCCAGGGAAGUAGAAGGUACAUCCUACUACCAAUACCGAGGAAUACCAUAUGGUGCAGCAGGACGAUUCGAAGAACCUGAAUCGUUCCCACCUUUUAAGAAAAAUCCAUGGGUCAUUCAGAAACAACCAGACAAAGCCUUCAACGAUCUCGUUUUAAAAACACGAUGCGCUCCUACAGCGGUACUACCCAAGAAAUAUCAAGUUAAUUGUUUGAAAAAUUUGGCUACUGAAGAAUUAAUCAUUGGUGACAUCCUGAAUCUGGCGUUAACAGAUUUGUUAGGGUAUGAUAGUGGAUUUAGUGCUGCUAUUGUUGUGGAAGACCCAGCAGAUCCAAAUCCGAUUUUAAUAAGGAACCCAUUACAACAAUUAAAUGAUGGCAACAUUAGAACUGGUAUGCCUCUGACACUUAGUGUUACCAGUGAGGAAAUGCUACCAUUCUUCUUUGUUGCGGAAACAUGCAGAUUUAAAUCGAAUGCAGAGCUUGUUCCAUUCGAUAUGCAUCCUGAAAAUCCAUCUGAAGUAGGACGUAAAAUUAAAACCCACUAUGCAGGAAACGAGCUGGGGUGGACAACUGCUUCUACAUCAACUCUCAUAGAGUAUUUAAGUGACGUCACUAUGAAUUUCCCACUACGUCAUUUCGUGGACAAGGUGGUGGAUGUAAUUAAUGCUCCAAUUUACAUCUUACAAUUUUCGUACAUCAGUCCAAUAGGUAAAUAUAACAAUGGUGUGGACAAGGUGGGUCAUGGUGAUGAUUUGUUUUACACUUGGAAAUUCAAUUCUGGAACCUUUAAAAUUAUUGGUAACGUUCAAUACACCGAAGAUGCUUUAGAGAAAAUGAGUCAAUUUAACAUAAUGAUUACCAACUUUGCGAAGACACAAAACCCCAUACCUUCUGAUGACCCAAAAUUAAACUUUCUUUGGACACCUGUAACUCCGGACAGUUCUGUGUUUUAUUUAGAUUUUAAUAAGGAAGUGACUCUAAAACUAAAAAUCAAAAAUGAAAAUUAUCAGUUUUGGUCAGAGUUGUAUUCUACGUAUGGAAGAGGUGUAGUAUCGUUGUAGACAGUGACGUCAAACGUUCAUUGUCCAUGUAAAGACAUCAACGUCACAUUUUCUCGUAAUAAAUAUUGAUGGCCGUGUGA